Messenger RNA from Funneliformis mosseae, 1422 nucleotides. NCBI's taxonomy places the organism in Eukaryota, Fungi, Glomeromycota, Glomeromycetes, Glomerales, Glomeraceae. The record is from the annotation of a GenBank genome assembly.
AUGGAAGGAUGUAAUGAUCCACAUUCAUCAUCGUCUUCUACGAUACCUUUUACGGGCGCAUGCCCUACAUUAGUUCAUAUGCCCGUUGACAUAUUCAUUGAAAUUUGUUGUCACUUACCAUACGUUGACUUAUUCACCAUGAUGGGAGUUUGUCGACAAUUUCAUUACUGGUUGCACUCUACAACUUCACAUAUAACACAAGGUAUCUGGCGCACUUCAAGAACAAAGUUCGAAGAGCACAUGAAAUUAGAUCCACCUGAAGGAAUGGAUGAAAUUUCCUUUAUAAAAUUAUCCAUGGUUGAAAGGAAAUGUCAAAUAUGUAAAAGUGAUCAGGAAAUACCAAAUAUAUAUUGGGCUUUUCGUGUUAGAUUAUGUCGACCGUGUUUUCGUCGAAGGAUUACGAUAGCUCCUGAUAACAUCCCUGAAUGGGCUAAAACACCGAUUGACAUCACCCUUGUUUUACCCCAUGAACAUUUAAGUUCGAUGCAGACCAAUGUAAAUGUUGUAAAGAGCGUAUACCUGACUUCAGACCUCGUAAAGACUCUACGAGAAUGUCAUUCGGUACCACCGGAAGAACUUGGAGAUUGGAUCUUUAAAAAGCAAUUAAUCGCACAAGGCAAGAUUGAAGACGCUGCAAAGCGAGGGGAAAAUGAUAAGAAAAGGUUAACAUGGUUGCUUAAUGAAAAACAAGAGUUUCUACGAAAGACCGUUCAAAAGCUUGAAGAUACUACUGAUGACUUUGGUAACAAAAUUUACUUUAAUCGAACAAUCUUGAUUCAACCUUCAUAUAAAAAGGCUAAUGAUUCAUUGAGGAUACCUUUUAUGGAUACGGAUCCUUGGCCGAAUUUAUAUGAAAGGUUAAAAAAUGAUUAUAAUGAUUGGAAGAAAAAUAAUCUUUUAAUAGUUCAAAAUCAAAAUCGAAGGUUAAUUAUACGUAGGAUCAUUCAAUUGAUCACUUCUUAUAGGAGACUAUCUGAUAUAAUGGAUUUAAAGAGUGGGAUUUUUUUAAAUGAACCGGUACUCGAUUGUCUUGAAUGGUGUCCGUCGUUCAUUAAACCUCCAGAGGUGAUAACUGACAUGGACGAUGUGGUUCGACAAAUAAGGAAUGAAGCUCGUGAAUAUAUAAGGAACAAACGACAUAGGCGUUAUGGACCUUUUUCAACAAUCGAAGGAUGCAUUUCGCUUUUGACGCAAUGCAAUGAAUACGCUCGAUUAUUCAAGUGUAAAUUAUGUUGGGGUUCCGGCAGAAAAUCUUAUAAUUACACCGAGGUGACUAGACAUUUAAUGUGUCAAAGUACACAUAAUUUAUAUUAUUCUGAUGUCGAUGAUUCUAUGAUUGAGCUGGAUUUUGAAAGGGUGAAAAAACUUAUGCCAAGAUGGUUUGGCAUAGUAUUAAAUAGGAUUAUAAAACCAAUUAAAUGA